Molecule: messenger RNA, 2126 nt
Organism: Pongo pygmaeus (Bornean orangutan)
Lineage: Eukaryota; Metazoa; Chordata; Mammalia; Primates; Hominidae
Gene: ACKR1
Product: atypical chemokine receptor 1 (Duffy blood group)
Exons: 2
Coding region: 1066-2076 (336 amino acids)
Biological process (GO): chemokine-mediated signaling pathway; inflammatory response; regulation of chemokine production
Cellular component (GO): membrane
Molecular function (GO): C-C chemokine binding
Source: RefSeq, a predicted model, not a curated record
CUGAGGAGGGGAGGCAGGGGGAAGAGACCACUAAAAAAGUGAAAUGGGCUUAGGAGAAUCGGCCUGCCUGCAGGGUAGAUGCCCUUUCUCUCUGCUGGCCAGCUCUGCCCCUCGGUGAGAAACUUUCCAUAUUGCUAAGAUGCCUGGCCAAUGAAACAGUUCCAAGAGACUUAAUGUCCCCCAGUAGAAAUAUGAAUAGAAAUCACCCUGUGGGCAAUGGUCCCAUUUUAAAAUAUGCUGUCCCAUUGUCCCCUAGAGCCUACUUUAACUUGUCAGACCAUGUAUUGCACUUCAUACGCAAGAGGCAUGCACUGAGCCCAUAGGUGGCUAGGCAAACACCCAAUAGCUCCCUGAAAUGGCUUCAUUAUGCAGCCUCGACAGCCACCCCAACCCUCCCACUCUCACACUGAAACACCCAGACCUAGAGAUAGCCAGACACACCCAGACACCCACCAAGCCCUUCACAUACAGAUAUGUGCACACUGAUACACAGCAAACGUACACAGAGAUCAGUACACACAAAGAGCUCACGCCCACAUGCACACACCCCUCAGGUGGGACAGAGUUGACCACCACCACCUUUCUCCAAAACACAAGGCUUUUGAACUGCUUUUCCUUGGAUCAAGUUCAAGGGGAUGGAGGAGCAGUGAGAGUCAGCCGCCCUUCCACUCCAAUUUCCCAGCACCUCCCUUAUCUCUGCCUCACAAGUUACCCAGCCCCCUCUCUUCCUUCCUUGUGCUUGAAGAAUCUCUACUUGCUGGAAAGCCCCCUGUUUUCUCAAUCUCACUUUCCACUUCGGUAAAAUGCCCACUUUCUGGUCCCCACCUUUUUCCUGAGUGUAGUCCCAACCAGUCAAAUCCAACCUCAAAACAGGAAGCCCCGAGGCCAGUGCCCCCCAUAGGCCUGAGGCUUGGGCAGCCAGUGGGCGUGGGGUAGGGCUUCCUGAUGCCCCCGUCCCUGCCCGGAACCUGAUGGCCCUCAUUAGUCUUUGGCUCUUAUCUUGGAAGCACAGGCUUUGACAGCCAUCCCAGCCCUUCUGUCUGUGGGCCUGAACCAAACGGUGCCAUGGGGAACUGUCUGCAUCGGGCGGAGCUCUCCCCUUCAACUGAGAACUCAAGUCAGCUGGACUUCGAAGAUUUAUGGAAUUUUUCCUAUGGUGGGAAUGAUUCCUUCCCAGAUGUAGACUACGAUUCCAACCUGGAAGCAGCUGCCCCCUGCCACUCCUGUAACCUGCUGGAUGACUCUGCACUGCCCUUCUUCAUCCUCACCAGUGUCCUGGGCAUCCUAGCUAGCAGCACUUUCCUCUUCAUGCUUUUCAGACCUCUCUUCCGCUGGCAGCUCUGCCCUGGCUGGCCUGUCCUGGCACAGCUGGCUGUGGGCAGUGCCCUCUUCAGCAUUGUGGUGCCCAUCUUGGCCCCAGGGCUAGGUAGCACUCGCAGCUCUGCCCUGUGUAGCCUGGGCUACGGUGUCUGGUAUGGCUCAGCCUUUGCCCAGGCUUUGCUGCUAGGGUGCCAUGCCUCCCUGGGCCACAAACUUGGUGCAGGCCAGGUCCCAGGCCUCACCCUGGGGCUCACUGUGGGAAUUUGGGGAGUGGCUGCCCUACUGACACUGCCUGUCACCCUGGCCAGUGGUGCUUCUGGUGGACUCUGCACCCUGAUAUACAGCACGGAGCUGAAGGCUUUGCAGGCCGCACACACUGUAGCCUGUCUUGCCAUCUUUGUCUUGUUGCCAUUGGGUUUGUUUGGAGCCAAGGGGCUGAAGAUGGCAUUGGGUAUGGGGCCAGGCCCCUGGAUGAAUAUCUUGUGGGCCUGGUUUAUUUUCUGGUGGCCUCAUGGGGUGGUUCUAGGACUGGAUUUCCUGGUAAGGUCCAAGCUGUUGCUGUUGUCAACAUGUCUGGCCCAGCAGGCUCUGGACCUGCUGCUGAACCUGGCAGAAGCCCUGGCAAUUUUGCACUGUGUGGCUACGCCCCUGCUCCUCGCCCUGUUCUGCCACCAGGCCACCCGCACCCUCUUGCCCUCUCUGCCCCUCCCUGAAGGAUGGUCUUCUCAUCUGGACACCCUUGGAAGCAAAUCCUAGUUCUCUUCCCACCUGUCAACCUGAAUUAAAGUCUACACUGCCUUUGUGAA